ACUGUCGUCAUUUCUUAUCAAAGACGAGGCGAAAGACGUCAGUUUGCCCACAGCCCGCACAUCCCACAGCCUGCAUCCCACGACACCACAUUCCACAAUGGCCCUCAACAUCGAAUCGCUGCCAACGCAGCCGCCGCAAUUGCAGUCGCAAUCGCAAUCGCCCUUGGGUUUUUUAACAGCCAACCCUUUAGCUAACGCUAUUUCCGAUGUAUACAAUUCAUUCUCUGAGCGACGAGCCAAGCUCGGCCUGUCAAACCCCGGUACCGUCGAGACGAUCGCAAAGGAGGUCCAGCGUGAAGUUUCCCUCAACAACUACAUGCAUUCAGGUAUAAGAGCAGACCUUACGAAGGUUGUCGGCCUGUCGCCGCUGUUCCAGGUUUCCCAUCAAUUCGCGAUGGGCGAGCACCAGAAUCCCUAUGCCUUUGCAGGAAUUUUUGGUACCAACAAGGUGUUCCUCCAAGGAAGCGUGGACAACACUGGAUUACUAUCGACGAGAUUCAACUACCGAUGGAAUUCGUCACUAGUCACCAAAUCUCAGUUCCAAAUAGGCGCUCAGGAUAUGGCCUCAAUCGAGCAUGAGUAUACUGGAAGCGACUUCACUUCUUCUGUUAAGAUGUUAAACCCUUCUUAUCUCGAGGGCGGAUUGACGGGUAUUUACAUUCUUAGCCAUCUUCAGUCCGUUACCCGCAAACUCGCUCUUGGUAUCGAGGCGGUCUGGCAACGAGCUGCCCUGAGUCAACCGCCCGAGUCUGCCUUGUCGUACUGCGCGAAGUACAAGUCCGAUGAUUGGAUUGCGACUGCCCAGCUUCAUGCGCAGGGCGCUUUGAAUGCGACAUACUGGCGAAGAUUGUCGGACAAGGUUCAGGCUGGCGUUGACAUGACUCUUCAAGUCGCUCCUGGCCCUGGGGGCGUAAUGGGAGGUGGCCUGCAGAAAGAAGGCGUGACAUCUGUCGGUGUCAAGUACGACUUCCGCAUGUCAACAUUCCGAGCCCAGCUCGACUCCAAAGGAAAGUUGGGCUGCAUACUGGAAAAGCGCGUGGCACCACCCGUCAUGAUGUCUUUUUGCGCCGAUGUAGAUCACUACACUCGAAAUGCCAAGGUUGGUCUCGGAAUUACUAUCGAGAGUGGUGGCGACGAACUGCAGGAGCAACAAGAAGCUCUUGGCCCUCAGGCGUCACCUAACAUCCCCUUUUAAGUCUCCACUUCUGUCAUAUUUGGAUGACUUUUUCAGCAUAGAAGCUCCCCCCUCUCACCAUCGACCCCUUAAUACACGAUCUCAGUAAUCCGGCUCCAGACCCCCAUCAAUAGUUGCGGGACUGGUGUGCUGGAGACCUCAUGCAGCAUCGACUAUUUCAUCACCCCUUGUCUUAAUAAGCAUAUUCACUGCUUUUAUAUGCGAUGCAGAAGUCGCUAGGUGGGUUGGAUGCUGCAUCAAAAUUCACGACUAUAGACUUUCUUUUCGCACCGGUCACGAGUUAUUCAACAAGUCCUGGUAUCGAGCUCGGAUGAGGCCGAGCAUCGUCCAUCUUAAAAGGAGUACUAGGUGGCAACGCGCGAAAAAAGUGUACAAUUAGGAUUAUGGCCACUACAAAGGCACCACGAAUGCAUUGGUGGUAUUAUACGUGAUGAAUGGAUGAUGGGAGUGUGGCAUGGUCAUCAACGAUACUUCGAGAUGCCUUUCGGAGAGGCGCUUGUAAUUGUA
Annulohypoxylon maeteangense is the source of this 1702-nucleotide messenger RNA. RefSeq names its product eukaryotic porin-domain-containing protein. NCBI's taxonomy places the organism in Eukaryota, Fungi, Ascomycota, Sordariomycetes, Xylariales, Hypoxylaceae. Gene Ontology annotation, cellular component: mitochondrial outer membrane translocase complex; mitochondrial outer membrane. The record is from RefSeq and is a predicted model, not a curated record. Gene Ontology annotation, biological process: protein import into mitochondrial matrix. Gene Ontology annotation, molecular function: transmembrane protein transporter activity. The transcript has 3 exons. The coding region runs from base 98 to 1195 and encodes 365 amino acids.